Molecule: messenger RNA, 10762 nt
Organism: Onychostoma macrolepis
Lineage: Eukaryota; Metazoa; Chordata; Actinopteri; Cypriniformes; Cyprinidae
Gene: tenm1
Product: teneurin transmembrane protein 1
Exons: 35
Coding region: 694-8931 (2745 amino acids)
Biological process (GO): neuron development; heterophilic cell-cell adhesion; signal transduction
Cellular component (GO): membrane; neuron projection
Molecular function (GO): protein homodimerization activity; protein heterodimerization activity; cell adhesion molecule binding
Source: RefSeq, a predicted model, not a curated record
UAUCGCCGUUAAUCUAUUCUCAAAGUUGGGUUGGGAGCUGGGUCUAUACUACGCAAGCUAUGAUGACUUUCACCUGAUAUUUUAGCGCGGAUGUAUACCUAGCAGAAUUGCACUGUAGGGGGCGAGAACGAGUCUUCGAACCUGUGUGUAUGCGUGCUAAAAUGAAUGCAGCUAUGAAGCAGCCGGGUUUGCUUCAGGGAAAAUGUAUUUUUAAGAAGCUUCCCAAUGAAGAUCGGCAAGUCAUUUCUGUCUCUACGUUACAUGGUCACGCUCUCUGUAUCGCGCGCACAGCGGAGUUCCGCCCCGGUUCGCACACACACACACACAUUAAUUAAUCUUGCUGCAUUGGGACACACUUGUCUCAGUUUUUGAAGUUCAGUUGUUGACUGGGCCACACAAAUACUAAGCCAUGAGAGAUUUUACCGCUUCUGCUGAUGGAAAACAGAAAAUAAGAAAGCAGACGUGUCUUCUCACCACGAAGAUGUCCAAGCAAGGAGCUAACCAGGGUUUAGAGGACCGUGGGGAAUGGGAGUCUGCGGUUACAUCGACAGGGAACAGAGUCCGAAACAUGAGACGAGAGGCCCACAUAGCAGUGUGGUGGAGAGGAAAAAGUGACAGUCUGGAAAAGUGUGCUUUGAGUGAGUUUUUUAGAUUACUGAGUGUGUGUGUGUGAUAUUGUGAAAGUAAGCAGAGAUGGACGAGAAGCUGUACCAAUCUCUGGCACGGCCCCACCCCGGCCUGGAGCUCAGUUACUCCAGCUCAUCUGAAGAAGAGGAUGGUACCAGCCUUCAUCACAAACACUACAGAGAGGCGCACACCCGCACCGAUUAUGAGCCUGACCGCAGAUUCACCUACAACAGCCACAAAGUCCGCAGGAAACCCUUGGAGCAGCCUCAGAAAGAUUUCUCAGACCCCUCCCAGACCGGGUUCCCUGAUUUCCAGACCGAGCUUCACGCGGCCAAUCAGGAGCUCGCUUACCCUGGAGGCGUGUCUGCAGGUGUCACUUCCGAUCCCGAAUCCGAGGGCGGCGCCUCCCCUGACCAUGCCCUGCGGUUGUGGAUGCAGGAAGUGAAGUCAGAACACAGUUCCUGCCUGUCAAGCCGAGCGAACUCUGUCCUGUCCCUCACCGAUACAGAACAAGAGCGCAAGUCUGAGCCAGAGAACGAUUUGCCUUCCAGCCCCGUGGCUCAGUUCACCUUUCGUCCACUGCCCCCUCCUCCUCCACCGCCCCACGCGUGCACCUGUGCUCGUCCAGCACCGGCUCCCCUUCCAGAGUUGGUGCAGAGGAGCACGCUUCCCGCACGGUGCCAACCACUGGAUUCCGGCAACAAAGCUGGACAGGAUGACAACGGGCAGACGCACAAUACCUGGGCACUGAACAGCAACAUACCGCUAGAGACCAGGCACUUCCUGUUCAAGCAUAGUUCAGGUUCGUCUGCUAUUUUCAACGCGGCCAAUCAGAAUUACCCUCUGACGUCCAGCACGGUGUAUUCGCCGCCUCCGAGGCCUCUACCCAGAACCACCCUCUCCAGACCGCUCUUCUCGUUCAGCAAGCCCUACCGCUGCUGUAACUGGAAAUGCACGGCUUUGAGUGCCAGCGCAAUUACGCUGACUCUCGCUCUUCUGCUGACGUACAUCAUCGUCGUUCAUCUGCUGGGGUUGCCGUGGCAUCUGAAGCGAGUGGAAGGAGAGCUUUAUGAGAAUGGUAUGAGUAAAGAUGAUCAGCCUCUACCGGGAGCCGAUUUCACCUUCACUCCCGUCCACCUGCCAGGACUCAACACCACACAGCCAGAUAAAGAGGUGAUUCAGCGAGGCAGGGUGAUAGAGAGGGGAGAGGUGGCUGUCGGGACACAGCUGGUCCAGGCGAUUCCUCCUGGACUCUUCUGGAGGUUUCACAUUACGGUUCACCACCCCGAAUAUGUGAAGUUCAACAUCUCACUCACACGGGAUGCUCUGCUGGGCAUCUAUGGCAGGAGGAAUAUACCACCUACUCACACGCAGUUUGACUUUGUGAAGUUGCUGGAUGGGAGACAGCUGAUUAAGCAGGAUUCCCGGAAUGUCAAAAUUCCGAACCCUCCUCCGCGAAGUCUGCUGGUGUCUGCUCUGCAGGAGACGGGCUUUGUGGAAUACCUUGAUGUGGGCACCUGGUACCUGGCCUUCUACAAUGAUGGUCGAAAGAUGGAACAGGUGGUGGUGUACAGCACACCCAUAGAAACAAUAGAUGGUUGCUCCACUAACUGUAAUGGUAACGGAGAGUGUGUCGCUGGACACUGUCACUGUUUUACUGGCUUCCUGGGGCCAGAUUGUUCAAAAGACUCUUGCCCAGUGCUGUGUAGUGGGAACGGCGAUUACGAGAAAGGUGUGUGUGUGUGUCACGCUGGAUGGAAGGGGGCGGAGUGUGAGGUGGAGGAAGGCCAGUGUAUCGAUCCCACCUGUUCCAACAAUGGAGAAUGUGUCAACGGAAUCUGUGUGUGUGCUCCUGCUUUCAAGGGCGAUAACUGUGAGCAAGUGGAUUGCGUGGACCCCUUGUGUUCAGGUCGCGGUGUGUGUGUGCGCGGUGAGUGUGUGUGUUCGGCAGGCUGGGGAGGUGAGAGCUGUGAGACGGCACUUCCUGCCUGUAAAGAACAAUGUUCAGGUCAUGGAACGUACCAAGCCCAGACAGGGGGGUGUGUGUGUGAACAGGGAUGGAGCGGUGACGAGUGCUCCGUGGAGGUUUGCCCCGUUCCCUGCAGCGCCCAUAGUGUGUGUGUUGCUGGGCGUUGCCAAUGUGAGGAGGGGUGGGAGGGGACCACCUGUGACAAACAGGCGUGCCAUCCAAUCUGUGAAGAGCAUGGAGAGUGCAGAGAUGGACAGUGUGUCUGUCAGCCCGGUUGGGAGGGAGAGCACUGCACUAUUGCAGCACAUUACCUGGAUCUGUUUGAUAAAGAUGCGUGUCCAGGGUUGUGUAACGGUAAUGGACGCUGUACGCUGGAGCAGAGCGGUUGGCAUUGUGUGUGCCAGUCAGGAUGGAGCGGGCCAGGCUGUAAUGUCGUCAUGGAAACCGAGUGCAAUGACAGUAAAGAUAAUGACAGCGAUGGUCUCAUGGACUGUGUCGACCCAGACUGUUGUAGUCAGCAGGUGUGUGCGAGCGCCCCGCUGUGCCAAGGCUCGCCUGACCCACGUGACAUCAUCCAGCAGAGCCACGCCCCUUUUGAGACACGCCCUUCACGGCAGUUCUUCGACCGCGUGCGGUUCCUCAUUGGACGGGACAGCACACACAUACUGCCAGGAGACCUGCCAUUUGAUAGCAGUCGAGUGUGUGUAAUUCGAGGUCAGGUUUUGGCCUCUGAUGGAACUCCUCUCGUUGGUGUGAACGUAACGUUUCAGCCUAACCCUGAAUAUGGAUACACGCUCAGCCGACAGGACGGCAGCUUUGAUCUUCUGGCAGUGGGCGGAAUCUCCGUGACUCUCUUGUUCCAGCGAGCCCCAUUUUUGUCCCAGAUUCGGUCUGUCUGGCUUCCAUGGAAUCAGUUCAUGGUCCUGGACCGUGUUUUUAUGGAAAGAGCUGAGUCCAGACCACCUGUCUGUGACCUGAAAAACCUGAUCAGUCCACAUGCCAUUGUUUUGUCCGCUCCUCUCCCGCGAUUCGCUGCCGACUGUGAGGACAGAGGAACUGUCGUACCUGAACUACAGGCGGUCCAAGAGGAGGUGGUUAUCCCUGCUACUAUUCUGAAGUUAAGCUACCUCUCUUCCAGAGCUCCAGGCUAUCGCUCUCUCCUGAGGGUGGUUCUGACCCAUUCCUCCCUCCCGCUGGGCUUGGCCAAAGUCCAUCUGUCUGUGGCCGUCCAGGGUCGGCAGCUUCUGAAAUCAUUUCCUGCAGCUCCAAACCUCAUAUAUGUUUUCUCCUGGAAUAAAACCGACAUCUAUGGCCAGCAGGUCACGGGGCUGGUGCAGGCACACGUCUCUGUUGGAUACGAGUAUGAAUCCUGUCUAGACGUUGUGCUCUGGGAGAAGAGAGUUGCUCAGCUGCAGGGCUUUGAGUUGAUGCCGUCAAACCUGGGUGGAUGGACAUUGAACCACCACCACGUCCUCAACCUGGAGAGUGGUAUCCUUCAUAAAGGUAAUGGAGAGAAUGUGUUUAUUUCCCAGCAGCCUCUGGUCAUCUCCACAGUGAUGGGGACUGGGGUGGUCCGCGCAAUCCCAUGUCCGAACUGCAACGGCCCGGCCGUGGAGCAGAAACUGUUUGCUCCCAUUGCUCUGGCCUGCGGUUCGGAUGGAAGUGUGUAUGUAGGUGAUUUCAACUACAUCCGCAGGAUUCUGCCCAACGGAUUCGCCAUCAGCAUCCUGGAGCUCAGAAAUCGUGAUAUUAGACACAGCUCCAGCCCAGCUCAUAAGUACUACUUGUCUAUGGAUCCUGUGCGCGAGUCGCUCUACCUGUCGGAUACCAGCAGCGGGAAGCUGUACCGCCUGAAGACUCUGACUGAACCCAAAGAUCUCAGCAGGAACGUGGAGGUGGUGGCUGGCAGCGGGGAGCAGUGCACACCCUUCCACCCGAACCAGUGCGGCGAUGGAGGCAAGGCCGCUGAAGCGGCGCUCAGUAACCCCAGGGGUAUCGCAGUGGACAAGCACGGGUUCAUUUACUUUGUUGACGGAUCAACGAUCCGUAAGAUUGAUGACAAAGGAGUGAUAACAACCAUCAUUGGGUCAAACGGACUCACAUCCUCCCAGCCAAUCAGCUGCGACUCUCGAAUGGACAUCAGCCAGGUGCGUUUAGAGUGGCCCACAGACCUGGCAGUGAGUCCGCUGGAUAACUCUCUCUACGUUCUCGAUAAUAACCUUGUGCUCCAGGUGAGCGAAUCCCAGCAGGUGCGUGUGGUUGCUGGACGACCCAUCCAUUGCCCCAUGGCCAGUAUUGAACCGGUUCUUCUGGGGAAAACAGCGGUGCGUUCCGUGCUGGAGGGAGCGAAAGCUAUCGCUGUCAGCCACCAGGGGGCUCUGUACAUCGCCGAAACCGACGACCGGAAGCACAGCCGCAUACAAGAGGUCUCCACAAAUGGAGAAAUGGUCAUAAUCGCGGGGGCGACCAGUGAAUGUGAUUGUAAGAUUGACCCUAACUGCGAGUGUUUCUCAGGUGAUGGAGGAUACGCUCGUGACGCCAAGCUGAAGUCUCCCUCGUCUCUGGCGGUUUCUCCUAAUGGCUCCCUCUACAUCGCCGACCUCGGAAACGUGCGGAUACGCCGGCUCGCGGCUAACCAUCCUCAGCUCACUCCCGAGGGGCUGUACGAGCUCACCUCGGUUGCAGACCAAGAGCUCUAUCUGUUCAGUCCAAACGGUACUCACCUGUUCACCCGUAGCCUGGUGACGGGGGACUACCUGCUUAACUUCACAUACACCCCCGAGGGCCACCUGAGCAGCAUAGCAAACAGGGAGGGCACGAUAGCGCAGUUGCGGCGGGAUGCUAAUGGCGUGCCCCUGUGGCUCGUGGCCCCGGGCGGCCAGGUUUACUGGCUGACCAUCAGCAACGCAGGAAUGCUGAAGCGCAUCUCGGCUCUCGCGCACGACCUCGCACAGCUCAGUUACUACGGCAACACGGGGCUGCUCGCCACCAUCAGCAAUGAGAACGGCUGGACUACUGUCUACGAGUAUAACUCUGACGGACACCUCAUCAACGUGACCUUGCCAACUGGAGAGGUCAGCAGUUUCCAUGGAAACAUGGAGAAAGCUGUCAGAGUGGAAGCCACUGCCUCGAACAGAGAAAACUUUAUUAUAAUUACAAACCACUCUGCGGAUAACACCAUGUACACACUUCGACAAGCUCACUCUGUUAGUGUGUACGGCGUUAGAGAUGACGGCUCUCUGUGGGUGACGUAUGCCAGUGGGAUGGACGUUAAUCUCAGUACUGAACCAACUGUGUCAUCCGGGCUGCUGCCAGGAGCAUCGGCAGGCCUCGUCCAUCCCACAGUCGGAAGGUGCAACAUCACGUUGCCGGGGGAACCAGCUCACAGCCUGAUAGAGUGGAGACAGAGACGCGAACAGGCCAAAGGGAAUUACACAGCAUAUGAACGGAGACUGAGGGCUCACAACAGGAAUGUGUUGUCCAUAGAUUACAGUCAAGAGAGUCGGGUCGGGAAGAUAUACGAUGACCAUCGCAAGUUUACCCUGCGGGUUCAGUACGAUGACAAGGGCAGGCCUGUGCUCUGGUCUCCCAGUAAAUACAAUCAGGUGCGAGUAACGUACUCGAGCGAAGGUCUGGUCACCAGCAUACAGAGAGGCAACUGGACCGAGCGCAGAGACUACGAUAACGGACGCAUCAUCACACGGACCUGGGCCAAUGGAAAAAUCUGGAGCUACACUUUUCUGGAGAAGUCUGUCCAGCUGUUGUUACACAGUCAGCGCCGCUAUACGUUCGAGUACGAUCAGACAGACUGUCUGCUGUCGGUCACCCUCCCCAGCAUGGUGAGACACAGCCUUCAGACCUCUCUAUCUGUGGGCUACUACCGAAACACCUACACCCCACCCGACUCGCCCACUUCCAGCUUCACACAGGACUACGCCCACGAUGGGCGUCUGCUCCAGAGUCUGUACCUGGGCACAGGCAGGCAUGUGAUCUACAAAUACAGCCGAGUGGCCCGGCUGGCUGAGAUCCUCUAUGACUCAACACUUGUUACCUUCACCUACGACGAGGCAACAGGUGCUGUUAAAACCAUCCACCUGAUGCAUGAAGGAUUCGUUUGCACCAUCCGCUACAGACAGACAGGUCCUCUGGUGAGUAGACAAAUAUAUCGUUUCAGUGAAGAAGGACUGGUAAAUGCUCGCUUCGACUACAGCUACAACAACUUCAGGGUCACCAGCAUGCAGGCGAUGAUCAACGAAACGCCACUUCCGAUUGACCUCUACCGCUACGUGGACGUGUCGGGACGAAUCGAGCAGUUUGGAAAGUUCAGCGUCAUCAACUACGACCUGAACCAGGUCAUCACCACACAUGCAAUGAAGCACACUAAAAUCUUCAACCCAGACGGGCAAGUGAUCGAGGUUCAGUACGAGAUUCUGAAGGCCAUCGCCUACUGGAUGACGCUGCAGUACGACAGCAUGGGACGCGUCACAAAUUGCGAUAUUCGCAUCGGCGUGGACAACAACAUCACGCGGUAUGCGUACGAGUAUGAUGCGGAUGGGCAGUUGCAAACAGUCGCCAUAAACGACCGGCCACAGUGGCGUUACAGCUACGACCUAAACGGAAACAUCAACUUACUGAGUCACGGUAACAGUGCGCGUUUGACACCGCUACGCUACGAUCUCCGUGACCGGAUCACACGCCUUGGAGAGAUCCAGUACCGGACAGAUGAGGAUGGGUUCUUGCGCCUACGAGGUAACCUACUCUUUGAUUAUGGUUCGAAUGGACUUCUUUUGGGCGCCUACGACCGGGACAGCGGACAGAGGGUGUGGUACCGUUAUGAUGGGCUCGGGAGGAGAGUGGCCAGCCGCAACAGUGAUGGAUCACAGCUGCAGUUCUUCUACGCUGAUCUUAUGGAACCGACACGGGUGACGCACCUAUACAACCACAGUAGUUCAGAGAUCACCUCCCUCUAUUACGACCUUCAGGGACACCUCAUCGCAAUGGAGAUGAGCAGCGGCGAAGAAUUCUACAUAGCAUGUGACAAUGCCGGAACUCCUCUUGCAAUUUUCAGUAGCCGUGGCCAUGUGGUGAAGGAAAUUCGGUACACACCCUACGGAGACGUUUACAGAGAUUCCAAUCCCACCUUUCCACUCGUCUUCGGAUUUCAGGGUGGCCUUUAUGACUCUUUCACACGGUUGGUGCAUCUCGGUCGACGUGACUAUGACGUGGUAGCUGGAAGAUGGACGACGCCCAAUCACGAAUUGUGGGCGGAGCUGAGUGUGAAUCCCAAACCAUUUAAUUUGUAUGCAUUUAGGAACAACUAUCCUCUGGGAGAGCUACAGGAUGUAACCAAGUUCACAACUGAUAUCAGUAGCUGGCUGCAGCUCUUUGGGUUCCAGCUUCAUAAUGUGGUUCCAGGGUUCCCCAAACCAAAGGUGGAGAACACAGAGCAAACGUAUGAGAUGAUGGCCACACAGAUCCGCACACAAACCUGGGAUACCAGCAAGAUUGUACUCGGCAUCCAGUGUGACCUUCAGAAGCACUUGAAAAACUUCAUUUCAUUGGAUCGCCUCCCCAUGACGCCAGCCAAUGGGAAAAUCGGAGGUCACCAAGGCCGCAGGCCAAUUUUCUCUGCCCUUUCUUCAAUCUUUGGCAAAGGUGUAAAAUUCGCCAUCCGUGAUGGAGUGGUGGCGACCGAGAUAAUCGGAGUGGCGAGUGAGGACAGCCGUCGCGUGGCGGCCGUACUGAAUGGUGCUAUAUACCUGCGUGGCCUCCAUUUCACCGUGGAGGGGCGUGACGCACACUAUUUCACCAAGUCCGGCCCGCUGGAGGCAGAUCUGGGAGUGGCUGGGGGCGGAGCCGGAGGCGGAGUCAGAGUGUUAGAGAACGGCGUGAAUGUCUCGGUAUCCCAGAUAAGUGCUAUGGUCGGAGGGGAAAUGCGGCGAUUCGCUGAUAUCGUGCUCCAGCAGGGGGCGCUUAGCUUUAACAUUCGUUAUGGCGCAACGCCGGAAGAAGAGCGCACGCGCAUUCUAGAGGCGGCACGAAUACGAGCUGUGCAGGGGGCGUGGCUGUGGGAGCAGAAGAGGGUCCUGGAGGGGGAGGGCGGAAGUUUGCCAUGGACUGAGAAAGAAAAGGAUGAGCUGGUUGCAGAGGGCCGUGUCACAGGGUACGAUGGGUUCUACGCUCUACCUGUUGAACAACACCCUGAGCUAGCGGACAGCCCCUUCAACAUUCACCUGAUCAGACAUGUGGAAACUGGUCGCAGUGGCUUAACCGUUCUUACACAAGAACAAGCCUUGCUUGCCAAUCGGAGGGUGCAGAGAACGAUUCACCUGUGACUGUUCUUGGCAUACAUUAAGUAGUCUUCAUCUCUACACAUGCUGAUUCUCUCACUUGAGCGUGUACAGUAAUCAUUCGACUUUAUGGGAAUGUCGAGUCAAACUGGUUAUGGCAUUAAAUCUUGCAAACCUGAGGGGUUUCCUUGUGAGCUCUGUUAAACGUUUCUCUCCAAAUUUUCAGUCGAUCUGCAUUCCAGGAUUUACGUAGAUGGCUUUCAGAGCCCUCGGAAGUUCGAAUGACCCGACAUUUCAACAGAGCUCUAAGAACUGUCAUAUUGCAACAGCUUUCUGGAGUCCUUGAGAAGUAUCUGACUCAAAACUGUCACAAAACUUAACCCCUGGGCUGCAAGAGAUUCACAGUGUUUGGAGUCUUGGCAAGAGCUCACCACCAUCUUGUGUUGUUUCUGCUUAAUCGGUGUUGACGAAGCUGAGAGAAUUACGCCGCUGCUGUGGAAGACAAAUUUGUUCUUUUUUGCUAAAACUGUACAGUUAAACUCUUUUUUUUUUUCUUCUUCUUUUUUCCAAAUGUAGAAAUCAAAAAAAUAUUAUGUAUGUGGAAAUUGUGCCUUCCUGGUCUGCUAGAAACGAUCACACGAAACGGGCUUAGACAUAUCGUACAUACUCAACUUCAGUAUUCGUCACAUGCCUUAGUUAUAUGCAAUUAUUUUUUUUUUCGGAUUAUUUUAUUUUAGUUGUUAUUUAUUUAUUUAUUUAUUUUUGGCGGGGAGGGGUUUGGCUUACGGGAGCCAAAAAUCGUGAAUGCUAAUAUGCUUGCGAGGUGACUUCUUGUAAACAGACCCCAGGAUAUAAACAUGUCCCAGUUUACAGUUAAUAUGCUGCUCUUUUUUUAUUUGUUCUCAUGUGAUUUCACUCUUUUCUGUUGCUUUCGCUUUUGCUGUACACUUAAUGUGAAACUCACAUCACGUGUUGGUCAUUUCGGUUUCUAAACGAGUGUCAAAGCUCCAACCUUUUGGAUUUCUCCAGUUCUUUAACUGGUCCUUUUCCUUUUUUCUGAUCCCUCUCGAAACUAGUAGGAGGCCUGAGGAGGAAGAUACAUAAGGAAAUGAAAGAAUCACCUGCUGAAGAACGGUAUUUUUGUCUUUUCCAAACUAUUAAAGUCUGCAGCACUGUGGGUAGACGUUCUGUGUGUAGGACUCUUGAUAUGGACUUGUAUAUCAUUAAUGGACUAUUGUAGACUGUUUAUAGAUACUGGACUAUUUAUACAUGACACUCAAGAGAAUUAGGAGUAAAUGUAUUUUCUUGUGAAUUCUGUGGAUAUGCUGUACCAUCAAGCUUUGUAACCUUAAUCUGAGAUAUAUAUUUGCACUGAAUAUAAGGUGAAGAGAUAAAUGCAUUAGACUGAAUUUUUAGAGUGUGCAAAUAUGGACAGAUUCGUGUGAGAGGUGCUCUGAAGGCACGUAACGUUUCCAACAUUUUGCAGAUGUUCAUUUCAAUCGAAGUACGAUUAUGUUGCACGAAGAAAAAAAAUUGUGGCGGAAAUAUUUUUCUUUUGGUCUUAGUUUGCAUCUUUGUCAUAAUCACAAUCAUUGCUGAAGUGAAAAAGGAAUAUGUAACUUUUUUUCAUGAACAAAUCAUCUUCCUCUCUCAAAAGUCAAGUACUAAAAAACUUCAGUGUCCUCUCCUUGGCCAAACAAGUUCCUGUGGUGUAUAUUUGGCGGAUAGGCUUUAUGUACACAAAUUAAUGCAGUUUGUUAAACAUGCCUAUUUAAAAACAAAGUACUUUGGGCAGUGGCCUUUUAUAAAUAAAACCGCAAAUGUAACCCUUUCUUCUGUGUGCGAGUAUUUGCGCAAUGACAGCUGAAGCACUUGU